AUGGGCAGUGGUUUACCCAUUACAGUUGGAAGUGGGUUCAUGGUUGUUGUUCCACUUGGAGUCAAACCCAAACCGCAAUUCAUAUACUUUAUUAUUUCCUUGCCAAAUAAAUCAGCCACUGCAGAAGCAGGUGGUGGAAUCCUUUCAAUUGUGCAAAAUGAAAUUCUUGAGGUUCAGGAACAUAUCACGUCGUGUUCCAAACAAAAGCAAGGCAUUGAAAAACAAAGCAUCAAGGUAAAGAUGCAGUCAAGACUAGCAGAAGCAACAAGAAGAGCUUCUUGUUCUUUAUCUUCAACCACUCGUUUUAAUAUACAGCGUGGAUUUUGCUCCGGCACUCGUAGCCGAACUGCAGACCCUGAAAUCCAUUCUGGGGAACUAGAAGCGGGUCCCAAAGUUCGCAGGGGACAACCCCAAGGUAUAAGCACAAAUGAUAAUGCGAAGAAUGCCGAGAUUGCUGAAACAGAACGCAAUGCAAGCAGAGGACACGAGAUGUUGAAGUCUCCAAAAUCUCCAUGUGAACCUUCCACGAAACUGAAGAGCGCGGGGGUGAACCAGCCAUUGGACCCAAUCAUUCAGCAGAAAAGGGAGCAUAGUUGGAAGGGUUUUGAAGAGGUGAGCUGUGCUGGUCUUGAUGGAACUCCGUGGCUGGAGGAUGAAAACAAAGGGGAAAAGGACAAUAAAGAUUACUAUAAGCACCAUAAAGCAUCGCCGUUGUCGGAGAUAGAGUUCGUGGAUUCACGUAAGCCGAUAUCUCGAGCCUCUGAUAAGACCGUGGAUUCUGGGAGAGGCACUGAUGUGAUUGGGUGGCUGCCGGAGCAGAUGGAGACGGCAGAAGAGACGCUACUGAGGGCCGCGGAGAGGUGGCGGCAACAGGCCAUGCGUGGCGACCCUGAUGCACCUCAUUCACGGGUUUUGAGGGCCCUUCGUGGCGAAGACUUCUGA
Molecule: messenger RNA, 942 nt
Organism: Sphenostylis stenocarpa
Lineage: Eukaryota; Viridiplantae; Streptophyta; Magnoliopsida; Fabales; Fabaceae
Source: the annotation of a GenBank genome assembly